AUGUCCGCACGUGGUUUCAGCGGCGGUGGAAGAAGCUUGGAAGAAGCCCAGCAGCGCGCGGCAACCGCGUCGUCGCGCGUCAAACUGAAGAAGUUUCUCCUACGGUACUACCCGCCAGGAAUCAUUCUCGAGUACACACACAAUGGCGAGCUCAUGCAGCGGAGCGUGGACCUGCUCGACCUCACCGCAGAGACGGACACCGAGGCGGUGCUGAACCAAAUCGUCGAGCGAGAGAAGAUGAUCAAAGAAGCCCAUCGCGAGCCACUUCGUAAGCUCAUCUUCAAACUCCAGGCCAAGCUCGGCGGGGGAGUGGUCAAGACAAACUUCGCCCUGUCCAAAGUCCUGCGCGCGCACAUUCUGCCGCUGACGAACUGCGCGUUUAACAAGGGUGGGGACAAGUUCAUCACGGGCAGUUACGAUCGAACGUGCAAGGUUUGGUCCACGGACACGAGUGAGGAGCUGCAGACAUUGGAGGGACACAAAAACGUCGUGUACGCGAUCGCGUUUAAUAAUCCCUACGGGGAUAGAGUGCUCACGGGUUCGUUCGAUAAAACCGCGAAGCUGUGGGACGCGAGCACCGGUCAACUGUAUCACACGAUGAACUCGCACACCGCCGAAAUCGUGUGCGUCGGAUUUAACCAGCAGAGCACGACGUACGCGACGGGUUCGAUGGAUAACUCCGCAAAGCUGACGGAUGUGGAAACGGGCGCGGAGAUUUGCACGCUGUUGGGUCACUCAGCGGAGAUCGUCGCUUUACACUGGUCGACCGCGGGAGACCAACUGUGCACGGCGUCGUUUGACCACGAAUCCAGAGUAUGGGACGCACGAACGGGACGAUGCGUGCACGUCUUGUCUGGUCACACGAGCGAGGUGAGCUCCGCGCAGUGGAACUUCUCGAGCGAUGCGAUCGUUUCAGGUUCCAUCGACGGAACGGCGAAGAUUUUCGACGUCAGAGCUGGUGAGUGUCGAGCGACGUUGACCGGUCACGCGGACGAGGUGUUAGAUGUGGUCUUCAACGCGACAGGGACGAAAGUCGCGACCGCGUCCGCGGAUUGCACGGCUAAACUUUGGAACGUCAGCAGCGGUCGAUGCGAGGCCACGCUCUCGGGUCAUUCUCAAGAGGUUUCGAAGGUUUCAUUCCGUCCUCAGGGUGACCGCGUGUUCACCGCGAGUGCGGAUUCGACUGCGAAGGUAUUCGACGUGAACGGUGGUAAGUGCCUCCAAACUUUAGAAGGGCACGGCGACGAGAUCUUCAGUCUCGCUUCGAACUACCACGGAGACGUCUUGCUGACGGGCAGUAAGGACAAUACGUGUAGAAUUUGGAAGACGUGA
Messenger RNA from Micromonas pusilla CCMP1545, 1332 nucleotides. RefSeq lists its product as uncharacterized. Gene Ontology annotation, molecular function: protein binding. The record is from RefSeq and is a predicted model, not a curated record. The transcript has a single exon. NCBI's taxonomy places the organism in Eukaryota, Viridiplantae, Chlorophyta, Mamiellophyceae, Mamiellales, Mamiellaceae. The coding region runs from base 1 to 1332 and encodes 443 amino acids.